Messenger RNA from Nicotiana tabacum (common tobacco), 1801 nucleotides. Its product is annotated as U-box domain-containing protein 25-like. Gene Ontology annotation, molecular function: ubiquitin protein ligase activity. The record is from RefSeq and is a predicted model, not a curated record. Lineage: Eukaryota; Viridiplantae; Streptophyta; Magnoliopsida; Solanales; Solanaceae. Gene Ontology annotation, biological process: protein ubiquitination.
GGCCUACUUCUCCUCCUUUUGGCCAACUCUUGUGUUUGUUUCUCUUUGUUCUCUUCUCAUUUUUUCCCACUCACAUUUCAUAUAUUUUGGUUAGCUUCUCACCCCACUUCUUCUUCUUUCAUGUGCUUUGUUCCACUUCAAACUGCAACCUUACAAAACAAUCUUACCCCUACUCUUCCACUCUCUUUUUAUUGGCUCAUAAAAACAGGAUAUAUGUCUUUUAGACACAACUCAUUCUGUUAUUCCAUGUUCAAUCAACCAAGUGUAAACUCAUCAUUCCAACUCUCUUGUCAUUUCUACACUUCCCUUUGGAAUUAAACAAAUAUCCCACUUCAAGAUUUCUUUUAUUUCACUUUUGAAUAUUUCUUUAAGUACUUUAAUAUCAUGCCGUCGUAAGGUAGGAAUAAGGUUUGCAUACACAUUGUCCUCCCCAUACCUCACUUGUGAUUUCACUGGGUUUGUUAUUGUUGUUGUUGUUGUUACUUUAACAUCUUCAUCUAUAUAUGUGAUUAUUCUUGGUUGUUUUUGUUAUCCUUUUGGUCAAUGAAGGAGCCUGAAAUGGCAAUUCCUCCCUUGUUUAGGUGUCCAAUAAGCUUAGAUUUGUUUAAAGAUCCAGUCACUUUAUGCACAGGCCAAACAUAUGAUAGAUCCAGCAUUGAAAAAUGGCUAUCUUCUGGCAAUUCAACUUGUCCUGUUACAAUGCAGAAACUCCAUGACUCUUCUAUUGUACCAAACCACACCCUUCGCCAUUUGAUUCAUCAAUGGCUUCAAUUAAACUGCAGAAAUGGUUAUGAUCUUCAUUACUUUCAAGCAAUUGAUGAUUCAAUUGUUGGUCUCAAACACAAUCUUCAGUCAAAGGAGUCUACAUUGGACACAAAAGUUCAAGCACUAGAGAAAGUUCUUGCUUUGUCAGAAGAUUUGCCUUUAGAAAACUCUUUCUUGAUUCAACUAGACUUCUUCCAAAUGAUUCUUGAAUUAGCAUUGGAAAAUUCAGUUGAUCAAAGUUCAAAUUUCCAAGAAAGUCUCAUAUUUAUGGAGAAAGCUCUUGUUUGUGCAUUGAAAUUGUUGCCAUUUAGUGAUUUGGGAACUCUCAACAUGCUCAAAGAAGAUGAAUCCAAGUUUACAAACUUCUUGAUGCUAUUCAAGAAUGGGACUUUUAUCAUCAAGAAAAGCUUGUGUCAUUUAAUAGUGGCAAUUUCAUCAUCUUUGCAGUCAAAGGAACUUGUAACUAUGUUGGGUAAAUCCAAGAUUUUUAUUCAAGAACUUGUUCAUGUUAUCGAGAACAAAUUAGAUGGUUGUGAGGAAUCAAUCAGAGCUCUUUCAGCAUUAUCUUCUCUCGAACAAAAUCGCGAAUUUAUAGUGAAGGAAAACGCAGUUGAGGCACUCAUAACAUACAUUGUGAAUGCUCCAAAAUGCCAAUAUAGAAGCUUACUAGCACCAAUAUUGGCAAUGAAAACAAUUGAAACAUUGUUAGUAGAAAAAAAUGCAAAAGAAGAUGUCUUAAAUCAUCCAAAUGGUGUUAGUGCAAUUGUGAAGAUGGUAUUUAGAGUAUCAUCAGAUAAUGAAGGAAGUGAAAGUGCAGUGAAUUCUUUAAUUAUUGUGUGUCAUGAUUUCAUGCAAGCUAGGGAAGAAGCUAUCUAUAGUGGGGUUUUGAGUCAGUUAUUGUUACUCCUUCAAAGCCAGUGUAGUGAGAGGACCAAAAAUAAGGCAAGAAUGUUGCUCAAGUUGUUGAGAUCCAUGUGCACUGGGGACCAAAAACAAGCAUUGUAGAUUGCAUAUACAUUGAUUACAUGAUUUCUCA